AAAAAUAUCUUUUCCCUUAUCAUAUAAAAUCUCCAUUCAGGUUCCACUUUCACCUUCCAUUUGGUUUUCAAGUGUUUCUUGAAAACCUUAUCACUUAACCCCGCCUUAAACCCUAUCAAAAACCUUAGCAAAAAUGGCUUUACUCCCUUGUCCAUUGAAAUAUAGUACCAAAAUGAACACACUUUUUGUACUAAAAAAAUCUUCAUCUUCACUAACAUCAAAAAGGGUCACUAUAAAUCCCAUUUCCAAUAUCACCAGCAACAAAUUUAGUCCAAGAAAUGCCCUCGAAGUUCCACAAAAUCAUAACUUUAACACUUCUCUAACACUAUCAAGAACACCAAAAGAAUGGGUUAAUGGUAAUUUUGAGUAUAGUGAUGUAAGGGGUUUUAGUGCCACUGCAACAGCAUUGGUGGAUUUGGACGAGGAGUGUGAUGAAGGGCUUGAGAUUUCAAAACUUGGGAUUUGUGAGGAAAUUGUUUCUGCUUUGGCACAAAGGGGAAUUACUAGUCUUUUUCCAAUUCAGAAAGCUGUUCUGGAACCAGCAAUGCAGGGAUCCGACAUGAUUGGCCGAGCUAGAACUGGAACUGGAAAGACACUAGCUUUUGGCAUUCCUAUCAUGGAUAAGAUCAUUCAGUUCAACAGAAAAAAAGGACGAGGAAGAAGCCCUUUAGCAUUGAUCUUGGCUCCUACUAGAGAACUUGCACGUCAGGUGGACAAAGAAUUUUAUGAGUCUGCUCCUGUUUUGGAUACGCUGUGUGUUUAUGGCGGAGUACCCAUUUCACGCCAAAUCAGCACUCUUAACAGGGGAACAGACAUUGUCGUCGGGACACCUGGUCGUAUCAUUGAUUUGUUGAACAGAGGGUCUUUGGAUUUGUCAGAUAUCCAGUUUGUUGUUCUUGAUGAAGCUGAUCAAAUGCUUAAUGUGGGAUUCGCAGAGGAUGUCGAAACCAUUCUAGAAAAUGUUAGACAGAAACAUCAGACAAUGAUGUUUUCAGCCACAAUGCCAAGUUGGAUAUUGAAACUUACCAAGAAGUUCUUGAAGAAGCCAGUUCACGUCGAUCUUGUGGGAGAUUCUGACCAGAAAUUAGCUGAUGGCAUUUCCUUGUAUUCAAUAGCUUGUGACAUGCGUCAGAAACCAGCAGUUCUUGGACCCUUAAUAUCGGAGCAUGCAAAAGGAGGCAAGUGUAUUGUCUUCACUCAAACAAAGCGUGAUGCUGAUAGGUUGGCAGGCGCUAUGCAAAAAACUUUGAGGUGUGAAGCUUUGCACGGAGAUAUCUCACAAAGCCAGAGGGAGAGAACACUAUCUGGUUUCCGAAAAGGUCAAUUUAAUGUAUUGGUGGCUACUGAUGUUGCUGCUCGAGGACUUGAUGUACCUAAUGUUGAUCUGGUGAUACAUUACGAACUUCCGAACAAUUCAGAGAUCUUUGUUCAUCGAUCUGGUCGAACUGGACGUGCUGGGAAGAAAGGAAGUGCCAUUCUCAUGCAUUCCUUAAGACAGCGUAGGGAUGUAAAAGAUAUUGAACAUGAUGCCGGAUGCAGAUUUACUGAGCUCCCAACAAUUAAAGUAGAGUCUGGAGCAGCAGAAAUGUAUAGUGACAUGGAGAAGGAUGUUGGCCGCUUUGGCUCCUACGGAGGUGGCACCAUGCGUAGUCGAUCUAGUGAUUUUGGUGGAGGUCGUUCUGGUGGCUAUGGAAAUAAGAGCAGCAGGUUUGGUGGAGAAAGCGCUUCAUCUUCUGUUCGAACAGGUGGAUAUGGUGGAACUGGUUCAGGAAGAUCAAGGGGUAGCUUUAGUGGACCUAGCUCGGGCCGCUCAGGAAAGUUUGGUGGUGGUUCAAGAGACACACAAGGCUCAAAACGUUUGGGUGGUUUUCGUAACUUUGGUGAUUUUGGAAGCUCCAGAAGUUCAAACCGGUCAACUAAUUUUGCAGAAGAGUUUGGUUUAGGCCGUUCUAGAAGAUUUGAAGAUUCGGAUUACGGACGAAACAAGCAUUCAAGCCGUUUUUAUGACUUCGGAAAUGUCAAGGAAAGCGAUGAAUGGUGAUCAGAGUUGGGGGAGGAACCAUUACCAACUCCGUUGCAAGGAGGCGGGUCCGGUCGAUAGAUGAUGGUGAAGAUGCACUCGGAUAUGUCUAGUGUGUGCCUGAUUACCAGGUGCUGUAGUCAGAGAAGCAGCCGCAACACCUGAUGAUGAUCUCAUUACAGUAUAAAAUAACACUUCAACAUCCACUUUGUCUCAGAAGGCACUUACAUGUAUAUGUAAUCAAUAGCUACCAAGUUCUGGCAUCAUGUUUCUUUGCUUUGUGUUUAUAAUUCUUUGAUCUCAAGCUUGAGUUGAAUACUUUUUGCAAGAGAUCAAAUUGGUACUUGCUAGAGUAUCUAGACCUUAUUAAACCAUUUUAUGAGGAUGUAUUGAAUCAUUGAAUCAACUGGUGGAAAGUGUAUUUAGUUUUUCUUUUGCA
This is a messenger RNA of Capsicum annuum, 2459 nucleotides long. Its product is annotated as DEAD-box ATP-dependent RNA helicase 53, mitochondrial. Gene Ontology annotation, molecular function: ATP binding; nucleic acid binding. Bases 134 to 2041 code for a protein of 635 amino acids. The record is from RefSeq and is a predicted model, not a curated record. Lineage: Eukaryota; Viridiplantae; Streptophyta; Magnoliopsida; Solanales; Solanaceae. The transcript is spliced from 8 exons.